Molecule: messenger RNA, 2649 nt
Organism: Erigeron canadensis
Lineage: Eukaryota; Viridiplantae; Streptophyta; Magnoliopsida; Asterales; Asteraceae
Product: probable leucine-rich repeat receptor-like protein kinase IMK3
Exons: 2
Coding region: 38-2464 (808 amino acids)
Biological process (GO): protein phosphorylation
Molecular function (GO): protein kinase activity; ATP binding; protein binding
Source: RefSeq, a predicted model, not a curated record
UAAAAAAGAGAGGAUCUUCCUUCUCUUUGUUCCAUCAAUGGAGUCCAACUUUACUUUACAAAAAUACCCUUUUCAAACAACCUUACCUUAUGACCAUUCCUGUGAUUUCCAAAAAUACCCAUCUCAAAAAACACUUCAUUUUUCAACAAAAACUGCAUCUUUAGACCAAUGCAACAACAAAAAGAAACAAAUAUGGAACAAAAACACACACUAUUUCACCUUAAUAGUACACCUACUAAUUUUCACUUUCCCUUUUGUUGUUUCAUCACAAUCGUGGGAUGGAAUCAUAGUCACAGAAUCAAACCUUGAAGCACUAGAAUCUUUAAAACAAGAACUCAUUGACCCAAAUGGUUUCUUGAAAAGCUGGAAUGAUAGUGGCUAUGGUGCUUGUUCUGGUGGUUGGGAAGGCAUCAAGUGUGCUCAUGGUCAAGUUAUUGUCAUACAGCUACCAUGGAGAGGUUUAGGUGGUCAACUCACUUCAAAAAUUGGUCAGUUUCAAGCACUUAGAAAACUUAGUCUUCAUGAUAAUGCCAUAGGUGGUUCAAUACCAAAAGAGUUGGGUUUCUUGCCAAAUCUUAGAGGGAUUCAGUUAUACAACAACAAAUUUACAGGUUCAAUCCCACCUACAUUGGGUUCAUGCACAUUGCUUCAAAAUCUUGACUUUAGUAAUAAUUCUUUGAUGGGUCAAAUUCCUGAUUCCUUUGAGAACUGCAGUAUGCUUUUUAAUGUCAAUUUGAGUUUCAAUUCAUUGUCAAAUUCCAUUCCUUUGUCACUUACACAAUCCAAAUCUCUUAUGUUUUUGUCACUUCAAUACAACAACUUUUCAGGGGUGAUUCCUGAUUCCUGGGGUGGUGAGGGAAAUGGUAGUAAAUCAGUGGUCAAAUCUUUGACCUUUGACCAUAAUUUCUUCACUGGAAAGAUUCCUGUCUCUUUAAGCAAAUUGACUGAACUUGAACAUAUUUCAUUUAGCCAUAACAAACUUAAUGAGAAAAUCCCAAAUGAACUUGGGAAGCUUGUUAAUUUAAGAAGCUUGGAUCUUUCUUAUAACUCAAUUAAUGGCAGCAUACCUUUUGACUUUUCUAGUUUGACUUCACUCACUUCAUUGAACUUAGCUCAUAACAAUAUCACUGGUCAAAUUCCUAUUUUCUUAGGUAGUCAAAUAAAUGUUGCAUUCUUGAAUGUGUCAUACAACAAUCUUUCUGGUCAAGUCCCAAUGCAACUUUCUAAAAAAUUUGAUCCAAGUGCUUUUGUUGGUAAUCUUGAUCUUUGUGGCUAUAGCCCUUCAACCAUGUGUCCGACAUCUCCAGCGGAAAGCCGCCGCCACCGGAACGGUAACACCAGAGAGAAGUAUCUCAUUGUUGGUGUAGCUUUAAUAGCAGCUUUGCUGUUACUUUGCAUUGUAUUUUUGUGUUGCUUGUUAAAGAAAAGAAACACAAUGAAACAAAAGGAUAGUGAAAAGGGUGUUGUAGGCACUAAAAAGGGGGUUGCGGCUAGCAAGAAUACGGAUGAGGCGGUGGCGGGAGACGGUGGUGGGAAACUAGUGCAUUUUGAAGGUGGAAUGGAGUUCACAGCUGAUGAUCUUUUGUGUGCAACAGCAGAGAUAAUGGGAAAAAGUACUUAUGGAACUGUUUACAAGGCUACAUUAGUGGAAGGGAAUCAAGUGGCUGUGAAGAGAUUAAGAGAAAGAAUUACAAAGAGUCCAAAGGAUUUUCAAAAUGAAGUUAAUUCAAUUGGGAAAAUUAGGCAUCAAAAUUUAUUGGCAAUGAGGGCUUAUUACAUGGGUCCGAAAGGGGAGAAGCUACUUGUUUUUGAUUAUAUGCCUAAAGGAAGCCUUGCUUCAUUCCUCCAUGCCCGAGGACCCAAUACACCGGUUGAUUGGCCAACACGAAUGGGAAUAGCGAAAGGAAUGACAAGAGGCUUACUCAACCUCCACACAGUUCAAAACAUUAUCCAUGGAAACCUAACAUCAAACAAUGUUCUUCUUGAUGACGAUCUAAACCCAAAGAUUGCAGAUUUUGGGUUGUCACGGCUAAUGACGACAGCUGCAAACUCGAACGUGAUUGCAACUGCUGGUGCACUUGGGUAUCGGGCACCUGAGCUUUCCAAGCUGAAAAAAGCCACCACCAAGACAGAUAUAUACAGUCUUGGUGUCAUUAUGUUGGAACUUCUAACUGGAAAAUCACCAGGAGAGGCAGAGGAUGGUGUUGAUUUACCACAAUGGGUGGCUUCGAUAGUGAAGGAAGAGUGGACUAAUGAAGUUUUUGAUUUGGAACUGAUGAAAGAUGCUUCUGCCAUUGGUGAUGAAUUGUUGAAUACGCUGAAAUUGGCUUUGCAUUGUGUUGAUCCAUCCCCGUCUGCUCGUCCAGAGGCUCAAUUAGUUCUUCAGCAGCUGGAACAGAUUAGACCAGACACCCCCACAAGUUCUGGUGAUGAUGGUGGUGGCGCUGGCCCAUCAAUGGGGUGAAUUUUCUAAGUAGUAGUUUAUGGACCAUUCAUUCAUUCUUGAGUUUUUGGGGGGUUUUGUUGUAAAUACAAGUUUAUCAACUUGAUUCAGUUUUUUAAAGCAGAAAGUUCUUUUUGGUAGUAUUUGACUAUUUGUCUAGGGUACUUGUGGAACUCAAUAAUCCUAUUAAGAGUAUGUUUGGUAAA